CAGAAACAACAGCAGGAACAACUGGAGGACCGGGCUGACAAUGUAUCAGUAGGUGACUCUAAGCGUGCUUCGACAGUCAGUGAUUCCAGUGCUUCGACCACAAACACGGGUGCAACUCGACGACCAUCAUUAGCAGAAAUAAAGCGAACAGCAGAGGAGACAAAGGGCCGAGAACGACAGGAAACACCAUUCGAUUUUAACAGAUUCUUGGAGCAAAUGAGACGUCGGGGCGCUGUUCCUAUCACCCGUUACUUCAAAAGCUUUCUUCAAGCAUUUGACCGUCGUCCUUGGGCUGUUAAUGAACAGAUCAAGAUUAUCCAGGACUUUUUGGAUUUUAUCUAUGUCAAAAUGCGCGAAUGUGAAGUUUGGCGAAACGUCUCGGACCAAGAGUUUGAAAAUGCAAAGGAAGGCAUGGAAAAACUUGUGAUGAAUCGACUUUAUCAUGCCACGUUUUCUCCGAGCACGACAGAUGAUAAAGAGAGAGACGAGAUUCUUUCACAAAAGAUUAGCAUAUUCAGAUGGAUUCGUGAAGUUCAUCUCGACAUACCCGACACUACACACAAUGAAUCGUUUUUGACUUUUGCAGAGACAGAACUGUUAAAAAUCAACAAUUACAAGGCACCACGAGAUAAACUGAUUUGUAUCUUGAACUGCUGCAAGGUUAUCUUUGGGCUUAUCAAACAUGUUGAUGGCGAAGGGGGCGCUGACAAGUUCCUGCCUAUCCUAAUCUACGUUGUGCUUCGAGCAAAUCCACCACGCCUUGUAUCCAACGUUCAUUUGAAAAAAAAUAGAUACAUUUCACGCUUCAGGAAUCCUGAGCAUCUUCAAUCAGAAUCUGGUUAUUACCUCACAAAUUUGAUGGGAUCUAUCACAUUUAUUGAAACCAUGGAUGCAAACUCUCUAUCUAUCACCAAGGAAGAAUUUGAUGCGAACAUUGAGCGUACAAUGGCCGAGUUGAAACUAGAACGACCCAGUGUCUCCCAAGACAAACAAAAGAUAAACUAUGACAAUGCCGUUCAUCCAUCACGGUCACCACGAGCACAACCACAACCGCUGAUUGACCCUGUUAAGGCAGCAGCAUUGAUUGAAAAAGGGAGCACUUUUGCACAGAAAACCAUGCAAAAACCGCUCAAUUUUGUUGGCAAAAUAUUCCAAGGACUCAAUGAAGGGUCACCCGGUGGAAGCGAUGACGAACAUGCGCAGCGAUAUUACCAGCAACAACAAUAUGGGGAAGUCGACCCUUAUUACUAUCAGCAACAACAACAGCAGCAGCAACAACUACAGCUUGGUGGCCAACCCGGCCAAGUGUACGCGCAGCCAUACCAGCAGCAGCAGCAGCAGCAGCCAGGAGGCCAUCCCGAGAACAUACCACAAAUGCCGCCUCGACCUCUUCCACCACUUCCCGAUCCACGAGCUGCCGAAGCACGACGGGCGUUUGAUGAAAACUUGCAAUCGAUUAUCACAAUGUUUCCGAAUGUGGAGCCACAAGUAUGCUUCAUGAUUCUACAAGCGAACGAGGGGCAUGUCGGCCAAACGAUAGAUACGCUCCUGGAAAUGGCGGAUCCGCCAGGCAGCAGCAGCAGCACCGCCGCCAAGACGCCCGAGGACGAGUUUCCCGAUACCGAACGAACGCUCCAACUGUCAGCAGCGGAAGAGGACGAGCGUGUCAAUCGCGCAACACCUCCUGUGCCUGUCCCCAAGGACACACUAUCACCUAGUAGUGGAGAUCAGAAAGAACAGCAGCAAAACCGAGAAUAAAGCGUUGGGUUGCACACUUUGACAGUGAGAGAGAGAGUGUGUGUGUGUGCGUGUGGAAUAGAAUAGAAUAGAGAGAUUGUGGUUGUGGUUGUGUAACGUACGAGUGUUAGUAUCAGACAGUCGCAAAGGUGGUCCGCCCGCACCGUAAUCUUUACGGCAGUA
Molecule: messenger RNA, 1920 nt
Organism: Zychaea mexicana
Lineage: Eukaryota; Fungi; Mucoromycota; Mucoromycetes; Mucorales; Lichtheimiaceae
Exons: 11
Coding region: 217-1758 (513 amino acids)
Biological process (GO): vesicle-mediated transport
Cellular component (GO): endocytic vesicle; cytosol
Molecular function (GO): guanyl-nucleotide exchange factor activity; small GTPase binding; ubiquitin binding
Source: RefSeq, a predicted model, not a curated record